This is a messenger RNA of Symphalangus syndactylus (siamang), 3901 nucleotides long. RefSeq names its product DBF4B-CDC7 kinase regulatory subunit (gene DBF4B). Gene Ontology annotation, biological process: positive regulation of nuclear cell cycle DNA replication; regulation of cell cycle phase transition. The record is from RefSeq and is a predicted model, not a curated record. Lineage: Eukaryota; Metazoa; Chordata; Mammalia; Primates; Hylobatidae. Gene Ontology annotation, cellular component: Dbf4-dependent protein kinase complex. Gene Ontology annotation, molecular function: nucleic acid binding; zinc ion binding; protein serine/threonine kinase activator activity.
GCCGCGCUGCAGGUCCACCGCGCAUGCCUGAAGAGGGAGCCCAGGCCCGUUAAGUGCAGAGAGCGCAGCCCUGUCGGCCGGCUUGAGAGUUUUGUGCUUUCCAGAUGAAGCGUGUCUUCGCAUACGUGCGGUCGCGUGAUCUCACAAGAUGCUUAGCAUGGGUGGAGCCGGCAGGAAAUUUAAACUGAAGCCGCGGCCGAAAACGCCCAGAGAUUGAUGCUGUAGCUGCCCUGGGAUACCGGGACUAUGGAGUCGGGAAGAGCUCAUGGAGCUCGCGAAUGUAAUACGGAGGCCUCUGAGGAAGGAGUACGGUUGCCGAGAAGGAGCCGGCAUUUGAUGAGCGAACCGGGAAAGGGAGACGAUUGCCUCGAGCUGGAGAGUUCCAUGGCUGAGAGUAGGCUCCGGGCCCCGGACCUAGAAUCUCCCUCUGUCACCCAGACUGGAGUGCAGUGGCAUGAUCUCAGCUCACUGCAAUGUCUGCCUCCCGGGAUCAUGCAAUUCUUGUGCCUCAGCCACCCAAGUAGCCGGGAUUACAGGGGCUCAGCUAGGAGUUUCCAGGUGUCUAGGAAAAUGCCAGAAGAACUCACCAGGUGCCGGGAAGCAUCCCUUUUCGGGAAAGUCCUUUUACUUGGAUCUGCCUGCUGGCAAGAAUCUCCAGUUUUUGACAGGGGCCAUUCAGCAACUGGGUGGGCCACCUCUGUGAUCUGGUUUCAGGUAAUUGAGGGUUUUCUGAGCAAAGAAGUAAGUUACAUCGUGUCCAGCCGCAGAGAAGUAAAGGCAGAGAGCAGUGGAACAAGCCACAGAGGCUGCCCUAGCCCUAGCCCCAGUAAGGUCAGAGUGGAAACAUCGGCCAUGGUUGAUCCAAAAGGCAGCCACCCCAGGCCUUCACAGAAACCUGUUGACUCGGUGCCUCUAAGCAGAGGGAAGGAGCUGCUUCAGAAGGCCAUCAGAAACCAGGGGAGCAUCAGUGGAGGAGGCAGUGGGGGCAGCAGCAGCCUCCUGACCAAUGCCCGCUCUUGGGGAGUGAGGAUUCUGCACGUGGAUGGUACCCUUUCUGUGCUGGGCUCCUGUGGAGGGAGAAUUGGUGACUUUGACCAGGAGUGUCAGCUUUUAGAAGGAUCAUGGUCAUGUGAGCUUCUGGUCACCGGAAGCCAGAAGUACUCAGCUGCCAUGUUGAUCCACAAAGAAAUGAUGAUGCACGUGCAACAGCUGUCUCUUGCCUCUUUAUGUGUGAAAAAACAAGAGCCGAAGAAGCCAGAGGGAACAUGUCCAGCAGCAGAGUCAAGAACACGGAAAGUGGCCAGACUGAAGGCACCGUUCCUCAAAAUCGAAGAUGAAAGCAGGAAGUUUCGUCCUUUCCAUCAUCAAUUUAAAUCCUUUCCUGAAAUUUCUUUUCUUGGACCCAAAGAUGCAAGUCCCUUUGAGGCCCCGACGACCCUGGGCAGCAUGCACCAUACCAGAGAAUCCAAGGAUGGAGAGCCAAACCCUCAAUCAGCUGCCCGCACCAUGCCCAGGAGGAAGAAAGGCUACUGCGAGUGCUGUCAAGAGGCCUUCGAGGAGCUCCAUGUGCAUCUUCAGAGUGCCCAGCACCAGAGCUUUGCCCUGGAAGCCCAUCUAUAUGCAGAAGUGGACAGGAUCAUUGCCCAGCUCAGCCACAGCUUUCCAGACAUCCCUUUCCAGGCUGGCCUCCCCGGGUGGUCAGGUUCCCCAGCUUCUGACUGUGACCCUCUCUGUCCUGAGACUCUGCACCCCCAUCAGCCCUCCCAUCCCAGGGCAGCAUCUCCCAGGAUGAGGAAAGAAGACAGCUGCCAGGCAUCAGGUAUCCCAGAGCAGGAUGGGACAGUGGACAGCACGCAGGCACCAGCUGAAUGUGCAGGGACUGGUGAGGUACCUGGACCUACAGCAAGCUGCCAGGACCUGGGGGGGUCAGUUGAUGUGUUUGUGGACCCCCCAGGGACACCAGUGUCCAGGAGCCCUGCUUGCCAAUGCCUCCUGCCUAGCUCUGGUUUUAUGGAACUUUCCUCUGGCCCAGAUCUGGCCCUUGUUGGCCACAAGCGGAAGGUUCAGUUCCCCAGUGGCAGUGCUGAGAAGAGAGUGGGGGCCUCCUGGCCACAGGCUUCAUUUUUUGUCCCAAUAGCCCCCAACCCCUGCGGCACCAGGACAACUAGUGGCAAGCGCCUUCCCUCUCUUCCCCUUCCAGGCCAUGAAUCCAGGCUCCUUGCCUCCCUCCAGCCCUUGUGCCACUCACAGACCUGCCUCUCUCUCCCAGACCCCUUCCCCUGGCAGCCCACAGACAGACCAGCAGAGUUCUGGGCCACAAAGCCCCCCUGGCUGGGGGAAGGGUGGCCCCCAGGGCCUGAGGAUUCUGAGUGUACAGCCACUGGCCCUGUAUCCCAGGAGGCUGGCCAGCUCCCCAGCUGCCCCACAGCUCCAGGCCGGCCAUCAGCUCCCCUGUACUCAGCUACCAGUGUGCAGCCCUCAGGAGCACCUGUAGAGAGCAGGUCUACCUCCCUCCUGCAGCCCCUGCCAGCCAGUGCAGGAGCCAGCUGUUUCUGAUGCCUCUGGGCCCCCCAGCCUCUCCAGGUGCCCUGUCUCCCUGUCUCCCAGCCCUGGUCCCAACCCCAGCCCCAGCCCCAGCCCCAUGCUGGCAGAGAGCUGCUCCUAUGAGUCCCCAAGGUGCUUGGCUCUUCACAGGGCCAGGCAGCUUCAGAUUGAAGGGCCACAGAUACAAAUUAUUCCUCUGCUGGGUGCUGCACACCCGGCCAGGGCUGACCAGGACGCAGGAGGGGCAGAACCCCAGGACUUCCCCAAAAGAGCCAGAAGGAGGCCCGGGCCUGGCCUUUGAAGUCUAGCAAGCAGCUGUCACGCUUAGCUCCAUGGAGCCGACAGAGCCAGCCCUCCCACUGGCCAGGUCCUUGGGAGAGAAUCUGGGCUGGGGGCUGCCCUCUCCUACCCCCACCUCCUGCCAUGUUCCUGACCAGGCAGAGUCUACAGUGGGCUUGCCCAGCUGAGGCUGGCCUCCCACGCUAGGAGGCAGAGGCGAAGUUGGCAUGGGGAGGGACCACAAAGGAGCUGGGGCAGCAGGAGUCCUGGCCCGGCUUCCUGGCCCUCCGCAGGCCCUUGCCUCUCUGCAGAGCUGCGGGUUAGCUGUUGGUGUGCUCCACCCCCAACCCCGGCCUCCUUUCCCACCAGCAUGUGGCUGCUCCUGCUUUCCGAAAUGCCUGUGUUGGUCCCCUCCCCCAGCCCCCCACGCUCCCGCACACAGAUCCUCAGGAACAUAUGAAGCAGAGGAGGGGCUUGGGCUGCACCACUCACAGAGUUCCCUCCCCCAGGCACUUAGUUGGGGCCCAGCACUGACCUUUCCCCUGAGCCCAGGAUGUGGCCAGAGCCCCCUCUGGGACCCCUCUCGGCCCUUCUCUGCCUCCUCAGCUUGAGCUGCCUGCCCGAAGUUCAGCUGUUCCGGGGCCAGUGUGUCACUUGCCAACUUCCACAUCACCCUCCUCCCUCGCUCCCUCCUCUCCUUCCCCAAGGACCUCCCCCCAUUUCUGGCAGCGAAGCCAUUAAUCUGGAGACAGAAAUGGGUUUGCUAUCGAUUCUCUGGCCACUUUUUCUUUCAUUACAGUUUGUACCGUGGUUCUUCUCACCCUUCUCUGCGUCCGUGCAUUUAAAGAGUUGUCUCUUUAAAUGUUGAAGCUCCUGGAAGCCUGGUGCUAUUCUGUGUCUCCUUUCAAAGGAAGAAGGGGGGGCCCAGCUAUGGGUGAGGACUCAAGUUAUUAGUUUGGAAAUAGAGCAACUAUGUGUACAGCCCACCUUAGAGGUCAUGUUACCCCCUUCCUGUUAAAUUUUACAAUUAAUUUUGGUUCCGGAAAUGUAAAUAAAUUUGUUAAUAACAAAUAGCAAA